Molecule: messenger RNA, 1082 nt
Organism: Diospyros lotus (date-plum)
Lineage: Eukaryota; Viridiplantae; Streptophyta; Magnoliopsida; Ericales; Ebenaceae
Exons: 4
Coding region: 172-924 (250 amino acids)
Cellular component (GO): chloroplast envelope
Source: RefSeq, a predicted model, not a curated record
GUAGAUAAAAAUGUAAAAAUAGCAUUAUCCUUAAUUCUAUCCUUUUUAUCUGUCUGUGUUGUCCUAAAAGUGAUUGAAUAUACAAGUUAGCAAGUCCAUCUAUCUCAUCCGAGUGAGUGAGGCAACCAAGCCCAACCAGUGUGCCCAUCGAUCCAACACACACACGCACAGAUGCUUCUGCAGAGCACCGCCUUCACUUCACCCUGCCAAGCCACCACUGUCAUUAGCAAGUACAACAAGCAGCUGAGGAAUCUGAAUCCCAACAAUUCCAAAUCCCUCUUUCCAGAUCUUGGGAGAAAGGGAUUCUCCUUGUCCAAGGCCAAGACCAAAACCAAGAUCAUCUCCACUACAACGCAUGCUUCUUUGAUCGAGACCCCUGUCCUCUGGGCUGGCAGGCUUUGCAUCUUCUAUGCCCUCCUCAAGGCUGGUUUGGCUGGAUCUCCGGCAAACCCACUUGUCUCAGACUUAGAAACAACCAGGGCUCAUGAUUUAGGCUUCUCCAAAUGGAUCGAAGGGUUCCAGAGCAAACCAGGUUCGUGGGUUUCUGGAUUUUGCGAGAAGGAAGCAGCUGACAAACGGAAAUUAGUAAGCAAAUGGCAUCCCACAACAAAGGGUACAUUGAGGCGAAACUAUAGAGUACCUUCGAAAUCUGAAGGGAAACGCCUCCUUAAAUCCAUUGCAUCUUUGUUAUCAGACGACGAUCAAUUCAGAGAUGCAACAUCCCACAAGGGUUGCCGGAUUAGGAGGGAGAGCGCUCACGGAGAGAGCGUGUGUUGUAACAACGUGAGAGCUUUGUUUGACGAGCUCCCGACUCCACACUUGGUUGUGGAAAUCACGCCUUUCCCUGCUGGUCCUCUCACAGAAAAGGAUUAUGCCAAGGCCCAGAAACUAGAGAGGGUGCUCAGAACUGCUCCAUCUGUUUGAAUUUUGCUAUCCAUCCAUCUGUCUGUAAUGUAUAUAUAUAUAUGGCAGCAGCAUAACAUGAGGAACAGGGGGACGGACCCUGUAUUGUAUGUGUACAAUAACAGCAUGGAUACAUGAUGAGAAAUUAUUAUUAUUAUUAUUAUUAUUAUUAUUAUUUA